Molecule: messenger RNA, 2454 nt
Organism: Aspergillus ochraceoroseus IBT 24754
Lineage: Eukaryota; Fungi; Ascomycota; Eurotiomycetes; Eurotiales; Aspergillaceae
Product: transcription factor domain-containing protein
Exons: 3
Coding region: 159-2288 (709 amino acids)
Biological process (GO): regulation of DNA-templated transcription
Molecular function (GO): DNA-binding transcription factor activity, RNA polymerase II-specific; zinc ion binding
Source: RefSeq, a predicted model, not a curated record
CUCCUCUUGAGCAUCGAGUGAAGAGAAGUGAAGUGAACUCAAAUGAUUAAUGGGUACCACGGCUCUUAAACUUGAAUCUCUCUCCUUAGAUCCGUCGCAAUUCUCUUGCCGCAUGAUUGGAAGAUUCUCGGAACUGGAUCUCUUCCACGUGGUGCGUGAUGCUCGCACAGCAGAACGAGUCCACUCUGCGGAGAGGGACCAAGAGCUGCACUGAGUGCAGGAGGCGAAAAGUCCGUUGCGUUCGUAUCCCUGAGGAUGCGCCAACCUGUCGGCAAUGUACGGAGCGAAAGACCGACUGUCUUGCGCAAACAUCAUCGGUGUCCCGUCGCCAGCGGCAGACGCAUCGGCUACCGUCGCGAUAUCGUAUUUCGCAGUUAGAGUCCCAGGUGAGCCGGCUGACCAAGAUUGUCACCAACAUCGAAGCCAAACUCGGAGGCAAGCUUUCUCUCGGCCUCGACUCAACCCCAAGCCAGGGCCCUGGCUCGGAUGACUCCGAUGGGGAAUCUAGUGCGUCGGAAAUCCUGAACGCGGAAGGACCAUCGCAUCUGCGGUCUCUGUUUCAGAAUGACUGGCUGAGUGUCGACACGCGUCGACAUGAUGAACAGCUACAGGAACGCCGGGUUAAAGCCUCCGCUCAUCUAUUGGAGAUUGCGCGACCAGCGCUGCAGAAGCUGAUUCCUUCAAAGGAGGACACCUCUGAUAUGACCGUAUACAAUUACGAUUGGCUUAAUAUGCUCCACAUGAUGAUUCCACAACCAUUCGCAGCCAAGUCACAGCAAGAAAUGCUGAAGCAUUACGAGGAGAUGUGCCAACCAGAUGUGGACGUGAUCAGUCUGGCUUCCUGGCUUUUGACAGUAGCCAUAACCGCUCAACAGUUUCCCAGAUCCAGCGGUAAUAUAGAAUCUCCGCCUCUGAGCUCGCAGAAGCGACUCGAUUUUUCCCGUGCCGUCUCAGAUACCGUAGAGAAUCUAAUUUUAACCCAUGACCGACUCGUCGGUACCGUUCAAGGGCUAGGGAUGGCCAUACACUUUAUUCGGCUGCAAAUGGGCCGUGGAAAUUUUCAACAGGCGUGGAUUAAGCUGCGCCAUGUUAUUGCGAUCGCGGAGCUAAUGGGACUUCCGAAGACAUCGCAACAGUUUCCCACAAGAAAGAACAACGGGUCAGAGGAUGAUAGACCGUUGUCCCAUAAACUGCAGUUAUGGGAACUAAUUUGCAAUAUAGAUAGACUUCUGGGGAUGGUUAUUAAUUUACCUCCAGGAACCAGGCGAUAUAGGAUUGGGAAGUCUCCACCUCUAAUGGUCAACGGCGUUGUACAACCCCGGGUCUACGUGAGCAGACUGAUGGAUGCGGCGUUCAAGAUUCAUGACCUGGAAGACUUGAAUGCGGUGCAAGGUCCAACCCCAAAGAUAUACACUUCUGCCCUGGAGAUCACUCGUGAGGUUAGGGAGCUUGCAUCUCACACGCCCAAAUCUUGGUGGGCUAUCGGUGGUGAAUUGCAGCCCGACCAUAUUGUUCAACUCCUCCAUUACUGUGUUAUCAUGAGGGCUCACCUUCCGCUCGCCCUACGGCAGGAUCAAAGCGAAGAAUAUCUCUACAGUCGGUUGGCCUGCAUGGACGCUUGUGAGUCUGUUGCACAGCGAUAUCAAUUCGUCCGACAAAGACUCCCACCGGGGCUAUUUACAUCACGACUUCUGGAUCUUCAGGCAUUUACCGCCACCGUCGUCCUGCUGUUGACAUCUAACGCCUGUCCAUCAGUGGACCGCCGCAGCUUCCAAAUUGACAAGGCUCGUCUCGAGGGGAUCGUGUCAGAGGUGAUCAAACUUAUGAGUGAACGAUCAAAAGACACGUGUGGCUCUGACUUUGCAGAACGUGGGGUCCAUACCCUUUGCGCUCUGAAAGAACUCCUCCAGCAAGAUGAGAGUGCUGCACAUGUCCAGGAACUGACGUUGAAUGUUCCCCUUCUUGGAAAGGUUCAUAUUUGUCGCAACCCCCUUACAUCGCGAUUGCCUAGACCACAUAACCAAUCUUCUUCUGAAGUUCUCUCGCACCCAUACGCUCGGAACCCAGGAGAUCAGGUUGUGCCUGCAAUACGUGAUGACCCCUCUUUGUUGAUCCAAAACGAUCCCCCGGGCGAUGCCACACAACCGAGCUCCUUCUUUCAAUGGGACCAGCUCUCCUGGUUUAUUGAAGAUACCAAUGAGAAUCUAUUGGACGAUGCUACCAUGACCGAGACGUUGGAUCAAGGGGUCAUGUGGCAAAACGCCUUCUACAACACGCCUUUUAGCUGAAUAGUAAACGUGAGAGAAUACCUUUACCUCACCGGGAAGACGCGUAACCAGAUGAUGCACCCUACGUGGCCACCAACAGAUAUCGCGCUUCAUAUGCGGGAGAAGUUGCGGAAUCUUUACCUGCUUGAUGAGUUCGGUGAGGCUCUUGAGCCCUCAACACGCACUG